This is a messenger RNA of Spirodela intermedia, 4116 nucleotides long. Lineage: Eukaryota; Viridiplantae; Streptophyta; Magnoliopsida; Alismatales; Araceae. The record is from the annotation of a GenBank genome assembly.
AUGAGGCUUCUGCUCAGAGAAACUCUCCGGCGGCUCUGCGCCGAGAUCGGUUGGUCUUACGCGGUCUUCUGGCACACGAUUCGCUGCGGGAACUCGAGGUGAGCCCAGUCCAGUCCAGAGCUCCAUACACAUUCUCUCCCUCGUUCUCGAUUUCGUUCUGUAAUUUCCUGAAGUGGGUUCCUUCGUACUAGCCGGGGAUUCCUGGCGGAAUGUCUACCGGAGGGUUCCCCUCGCUCAAUCUCCUGUCAUCCCGUAGGCCUAAAGAAAAAAUAAAAAUCUUUCGAUAAGAAUGGAGAGGACGAUCCCAACUCUCAAGCAUCAUUCCCCUUGGUCUCUGAAACAACGACAGCUUCUAAUUCCACCGUUUCCUUCUAUAGAAAUCUUUCGUCGACUGCCUAUGGCGGGGAGCUGAGCUAUCUUGAGUUUCUUCCGCAGGCAUUUGGUCUGGUUGGAAGGCCAUUACGAGCCGGCGAGGGCUUCCACUGUUCCAGACAUCGUCAAGGAAUGGGAUGCGUUCCAGACCACCGGCGACGGCGCCGAUCCGCUGGCGGAGCUCGGGUGCCUGCCGGAGGACAAGAUUGGAGACCUGGUAGAGAAGACAAUGAGGUCCCAGGUCCACGUUCUGGGAGACGGGUGGGUAGUAUCGCCUCUGAAAAAAGCUCCCAAUUCAUCCGUUCUCCGGCCGCCAUCCUCCCGGUGGCUCCACCUCUGAAAUAACGGGUAUUCAUGGCGCUUAAUGUGGUUCAGGGUCGUCGGGCGCGCCGCCAUUACUGGAUGCCAUCAAUGGAUCAUUCGAGGUGGAGAAGGCUGCGAAUCUGAGGUAUAAACUUUUGUCUUUCUACACCGAUCCGCUGAAAACCAGGGAACUUGACGAACUUUUUUGAAGUCUUUUAGUCGAAUGAUCAUCAGAACACAUGGAAAUCAACCCAUCAGACGAUUUCACCCGAUGAAUUUCUCCCAUCUUUCAGGUUUUGGGGGAGAUGAACCAUCAAUUCUCGGCAGGAAUCAUGGUGAGGGGCUCUGUUCUUAUUCUCUUCCCAUUUCCCUUCCCCACAGGCUCUGUCCCGUGAAGCCUUCUGAGAACCUGUUCUUCCUGUGAAUAAACAGACGACCGCUGUGAUUCCCGUGCUCCCACACGGUGUGGUGCAACUCGGUUCGAUCCAGACGGUAACAUCUCUUCACAUGCUUCGUACCCCCUGGAAGGAAGUGAAGAGGAUCAUGGAUAUGCUUCUCUAAGCAUUCAGUCAUAUAAAAUCGUCAGAAUUUUUAUGCAGGUGAUUCGAACUAUCUUAUCGAACCCUAUUUUUGUCAUGCAGAUUAUGGAAAACCUGGCCUUCGUAGAGCAUGUAAGGCGGUAUUUUCUUCAAGUGGGGCGCCCGCCAAGGAACCUUCUGCCCGAUGGAGAUGAAAAGCCCCUGGAUCAUAAGAACAGAGAGUCCGCCCAUGCCUUGCCCAUCUCCCUCGAUCGAUUUGGAGCUGCUCGCAGCAACGUGCCCCGAGAUCCAGUCUUCAACAAUAGAUUGGCUUCCAUGGGUCCUUUCAGUAAGUUCUGUUAUAAGUCCGGCCAAUCAUUACAUGGGAAUAUGCAGCUGAAAGACAAGCCAGCCAUGGCCAUGGUUGGUGGCUCUGUUCGAGAUCGCGAUAACCCACCAGAAAGGCCUGCAAUUCUAUCCAACGAAGACAUGAAGUUUCAGCAGGUGGAGUUGGGUGAAUCGGGCUUUGGAAGGCAGCCUCAGCAGUCGCUCAUUGGCUCGAGCUUGCGGUCCAGCAGCUUAUCAUAUGCUGGUAAACAGCUCUUCCCCCACAUCAGCGAACAGAGGUUUCCCCACAGUUCAGCUGCUUCGGGUGGCACCCGGUCCGUCCAGGUGGAGGCAGUCUCCAGCUCUCUACAGGAUUCAACAUCAAUGCUCACCGUGGAAGAGGCAUCUGCCAACGGGCAUUUUCUUGGAAUGAUCGAUCUGCUUCCCUGUGGCGACAUGGGCACAGAUGCCGCCGGAACUCAGAGCACGAGCCCGUAUGAACUUGCAGCGGCUCAUAUGUUGACCAGUAGGAACAUCUCUGGCGGCCGUCUUCCUCCGGCAGAGAUCGUCUCUCAGGGCCCCAUGGACAGAAACAGCAAAAUUUUGCCCGCAGUGUCGAUGCUGAAUAUGGGUAGUAAUAGUUCCUCUCAAUCACUCGAAAGCCCCUGCAUCGAUCCGAAGAGCAGAUCUCUGAGCUCUGGGCUUCCCGCAUAUCACGUCCAGGAGUGUUGGGCCAGCGGUUCAGACCCAACUGCAGAAACCCGCGGAGCCAGGGAUCCUGUUCUUGCUGCUGGUAGCAGCAGUUGUGCAUCAAAUGUGGAGCAGAAAGAUAAAGACGGGCAGAGACUUGUGCAAGUGGGCAUCCCGUGUUCUAGUGCUGAUGAUCUGUUUGACGUUUUGGGGGUAGAUUUCAAAGCCAGGCACUGCUACGGGGGUUUGGAUGCUCCCUCCUCCAUAGCUCAGUUGGAUGUGGACUCAGUCCUUGACGCUCUCCAUGAUGGGAUUUCGAGUUGCAGCGGGAUUUUCUCUGAUACGGCGGGUCCUGAUCAGCUGCUGGACGCCGUGGUCUCUAAGAUCACUGCAGUGGCCAAGCAAGGCUCUGAAGAGGAAUUUUGCUGCAGGAGUACGGUAACAAGGGCAAACAAUUCGCUGAUUGAUGUGAGCUCGGGAGACUGUGGCCCGCCCUCUUUUCAACAGCGGAUGCCGGGAGACCGUUUCAAUCCUCCUCCCCCCGUUCUGAAAUCGGAAGUGCCAUCGAGCUGUCCUAAAUCCGUAGGCAGUGCAGAGAGAACUGGCGACUGCUCUCAGACGGCUGCUGCGUAUAAAUCCCACAUCAGUCUGUGGGUCGAUGACGGCCAGAAUACGAAGGUCGAUGGCAUUCCCUUGGCUCAGUGCACGAGGAUGGACGAAGCCGGGAAAUCUACCAGGAAAAGGCCCAGACCGGGAGAUAGCCCGAGGCCAAGGCCCAAGGACAGGCAGAUGAUCCAGGACCGCGUUAAAGAACUGCGUGAGAUCGUUCCGAAUGGGGCGAAGGUGAUGCUUCGCCUGUUGAUUUAUUUCCUCGUCUAAUCAAUUUUCUUUUUCGAUCAAAUAUUUUAUUUUUCUGCCAGGUACAUUUUAUUUUAUUUUUGUUUAAAAUCGUUUUCUGUCGAACAGUGUAGCAUCGAUGCUCUAUUGGAACGAACGAUCAAGCACAUGCUUUUCCUGCAAAGCGUGACCAAGCAUGCGGACAUGUUGAGGGAAACUGGGGAGCCCAAGGUAUCUCUACUGCGAAGGAAAUUUUGUUCCAGUCGAGGGAAGCAUGCGUUCUGAUUUAAUUAGAACGUUCGUGAGUUAAGACUAGAUAUUUUACUAUCUCUUCCCUUUUAUGGCAUGGAUCAGAGAUCCAUCUCUGGGAAAUGUUUCAGUGGGUCAUGAUGUGGGUAGACGAUUCCUCUGCUGCUGAUGAUUGGUGGCUCUGAUAUUGUAGAUCAUCAGUAAGGAAGGUGGCUUGCUUCUGAAGGACAACUUCGAGGGUGGGGCGACCUGGGCAUUUGAAGUCGGCGCUCGAUCACCAGUCUGCCCCAUCAUAGUCGAGGACUUGCAUCCGCCCCGCCGACUGCUGGUGGAAGUGAGGAUCGUUAUGGGAAGGAAGGAAGCUGUACUUCCUUCUAGGAUUCGUGAAAAAACUGUGUAUAAUCGUAAACUUUCUUUUCAUUUUUUUGUUUCUCGCAGAUGCUGUGCGAAGAGCGGGGGUUCUUCUUGGAGAUAGCCGACCUCAUCAGAGGGUUGGGAUUGACCAUCUUGAAAGGGGUGAUGGAAGCUCGUAAAGAUAAGGUUUGGGCAAGGUUUGCGGUGGAGGUACUGAUUUAACUCACCCAUCUGGCUUUCCGAAUCGGUCGAGUCCCCCCUGCCGUGUUCUUCAUGGAUCAUGCCGUAAUUGCAGGCGAACAGGGACGUGACAAGGAUGGACAUAUUCAUGUCCCUCGUGCGCCUGCUGGAGCCGACUGCGGGGAGUAGCUCUCCAACUCAGGGCCUAGACAACGCAAACGUACCAUGCAACGCGAUCUGCCCGUCCUCAAUCCCUGCAACUGGCAUGGCUGACCGCCUUCAAUGA